This is a messenger RNA of Choloepus didactylus (southern two-toed sloth), 792 nucleotides long. Its product is annotated as uroplakin-3b-like protein 1. Lineage: Eukaryota; Metazoa; Chordata; Mammalia; Pilosa; Megalonychidae. Bases 1 to 792 code for a protein of 263 amino acids. The transcript is spliced from 6 exons. The record is from RefSeq and is a predicted model, not a curated record.
AUGGGGCUCCAUGGGGGGCAGUUUCGGCUGCUGCUGCAACUGCUGCUGCUGUUUACACAUCACCAGCCCGGGGCAGGCCUGGCUGCCCCAGUGCGCAUCAGCUAUGUGCCCUGGCUCUCAAGCACAGCCCUGGCAGGGAGGCUCACCCAGUCCACCUUCGCGCUGGAGCAGCCAUGGGGCCAGUUCAGUCACCCGGCCAUCUCCGACGUGGACGCCAUCUGGCUGGUGGUGGCACACAGCAACGGUGGGUGCAGCUGGGGCAGGCCUUGGUUUUCCUUCUGUGAGCCACGGAGGGCGGAGGACGCUCCUGCCCCUGCCAACUUCCCCGAGGGGGGCUACCACCUCACGAUGAGGGCUCCCUGGGCGCUCUACCUGGGCAGCCAGGCUGGCAACCAGCUCCGCGUCCUCUGCAUGGGCAACGACACCUGCUGCUCCCCCACCAUGAAAGGCUGCAACCACCCCCUGCCGGGCCCAGGCCCUUACCGGGUAAAGUUCCUGGUGAUGAAUGACAGGGGACCGGUGGCUGAGACACAGUGGUCCAAUGAAACCCACCUGCAGCCACCAGAGGCACCCCAGGCUGCCCCCCGGCCCCGGAGCACAGGCACUGUGAUCAUCGUCACCCUCCUCUCCGUCCUCCUCACCGUGCUCCUCACUGCCCUCCUCGCCCUGCUCCUCCACACCUGUUUCAGCAGCUGUGGGAGCAUGUCUGUUUCAGGCCCAGGGGAGUCUGCAUGCUCGAGAAGAUACGACAGCCACCACAUGGUCAGCCCUCCAGCCGUGGGGGGCUCCUGA